Kogia breviceps (pygmy sperm whale) is the source of this 4395-nucleotide messenger RNA. It is a transcript of the gene CREBRF, whose product is annotated as CREB3 regulatory factor. Gene Ontology annotation, biological process: regulation of transcription by RNA polymerase II; response to unfolded protein. Gene Ontology annotation, molecular function: DNA-binding transcription factor activity, RNA polymerase II-specific; RNA polymerase II transcription regulatory region sequence-specific DNA binding. The record is from RefSeq and is a predicted model, not a curated record. NCBI's taxonomy places the organism in Eukaryota, Metazoa, Chordata, Mammalia, Artiodactyla, Physeteridae. Gene Ontology annotation, cellular component: nucleus.
CGUCAGGAAGGACAUAAACAAAACAAACCCGAGGAAGCAUGGAGAGGGGCCGCGGCCCCUGCAGCGGAACCGGACCCAGCCCCUGAGCCACCCCCACACCCACAGAUUUGCACAGAAUUAUUAAAACAACAACAACAGUGAUCCAAGCAGUUGAAUUGAAAGUGUUCUGGGAAAUCUACUGUUUAUCGUGAAAAUUAUCUUUGAUCUUGAAAUUAAAAGUAAAGCUGGAAAGGAAUUUACAAACGAGAAAAAAAAGAAGUUUGGGAUCGGACUCACAGGAUCUGGGCUUGGAAAUGCCUCAGCCUAGUGUAAGCGGAAUGGAUCCACCUUUUGGGGAUGCCUUUCGAAGCCACACCUUUUCAGAACAGACUCUGAUGAGCACAGAUCUCUUAGCAAACAGUUCAGAUCCAGAUUUCAUGUAUGAACUGGAUAGAGAGAUGAACUACCAGCAAAAUCCUAGAGACAACUUCCUUUCUUUGGAGGACUGCAAAGACAUUGAAAAUCUGGAGUCUUUCACAGAUGUCCUGGAUAAUGAGGGUGCUUUAACCUCAAACUGGGAACAGUGGGAUACAUACUGUGAAGACUUAACGAAGUACACCAAACUAACCAGCUGUGACAUCUGGGGAACAAAAGAAGUGGAUUACUUGGGUCUUGAUGACUUUUCUAGCCCUUACCAAGAUGAAGAGGUCAUAAGUAAAACUCCAACUUUGGCCCAGCUUAAUAGCGAGGACUCUCAGUCUGUUUCUGAUUCCCUUUACUACCCUGAUUCACUUUUCAGUGUCAAACAAAAUCCCUUGCCCUCAUCAUUCCCUGGUAAAAAGAUCGCAAGUAGAGCAGCUGCUCCUGUGUGUUCUUCUAAGACUCUUCAGGCUGAGGUCCCUUUGUCAGACUGUGUCCAAAAAGCAAGUAAACCCACUUCAAGCACACAAAUCAUGGUGAAGACCAACAUGUAUCAUAAUGAAAAAGUGAACUUUCAUGUUGAAUGUAAAGACUAUGUGAAAAAGGCAAAGGUAAAGAUCAACCCAGUGCAGCAGAGCCGGCCUCUAUUGAGCCAGGUUCAUGCAGAUGCAGCAAAGGAGAACACCUGCUACUGUGGUGCCGUAGCCAAAAGACCAGAGAAAAAAGGGACGGAGCCUCUGCAGGGCCAUGCCACUCCAGCUUUGCCUUUUAAAGAAGCCCAGGAACUAUUACUCAGUCCCCUGCCCCAGGAGGGGCCUGUGUCUAUUGCAGCAGGAGAGAGUAGCAGCCUUUCUGCCAGCACAUCGGUCUCAGAUUCAUCCCAGAAAAAAGAAGAGCACAAUUAUUCCCUUUUUGUCUCUGACAACUUGGGUGAACAGCCAACUAAAUGCAGUCCUGAAGAAGAUGAGGAGGACGAGGAAGAUGUUGACGAUGAGGACCAUGAUGAAGGAUUUGGCAGCGAACACGAACUUUCUGAAAACGAGGAAGAGGAAGAAGAGGAAGAGGAUUAUGAAGAUGACAAGGAUGAUGACAUCAGUGACACUUUCUCUGAACCAGGCUAUGAAAAUGAUUCUGUGGAAGACUUGAAGGAGAUGACUUCAAUUACCUCUCGGAAGAGAGGUAAAAGAAGGUACUUCUGGGAGUAUAGUGAACAACUCACACCAUCACAGCAAGAGAGGAUGCUAAGGCCAUCUGAAUGGAACAGAGAUACCUUGCCAAGUAACAUGUAUCAGAAAAAUGGCUUACAUCAUGGAAAAUAUGCAGUAAAGAAGUCAAGGAGAACGGAUGUGGAAGACCUGACUCCAAAUCCUAAAAAACUACUCCAGAUAGGCAAUGAACUACGGAAACUGAAUAAGGUGAUUAGUGAUCUGACUCCAGUCAGUGAGCUUCCCUUAACAGCCCGGCCAAGGUCAAGGAAGGAAAAAAAUAAGCUGGCUUCCAGGGCUUGUCGGUUAAAGAAAAAAGCGCAGUAUGAAGCUAAUAAAGUGAAAUUAUGGGGCCUCAACACAGAAUAUGAUAAUUUAUUGUUUGUAAUCAACUCCAUCAAGCAAGAGAUUGUAAACCGAGUACAGAAUCCAAGAGAGGAGAGAGGACCCAACAUGGGACAGAAGCUUGAAAUCCUCAUUAAAGAUACUCUUGGUCUCCCAGUUGCUGGGCAAACCUCAGAAUUUGUUAACCAAGUGUUAGAGAAGACUGCGGAAGGCAAUCCCACCGGAGGCCUUGUAGGACUAAGGAUACCAACAUCAAAAGUGUAAUCAGCCUCAUUGGACCACUGGUCAGAAAUGUCUGUGUUUGUCACGUUAUUCACUGUAAAUUUUCAUUCUGUUUUGCAUGUCAGUUUAGCAUUAUGUAAACCUUUACAAUUAGGUUACAUUGUUUUAAGAACUGAGUAGCAUAAGUGAAGCAUGAUCCAAAAUACUUGAUUAUUACAUUUUCAGAGCAUAAACCGUUGGUUAAAACUGCUACUGGCAUCAGAAUUGAAACUCCUCCUACAUUUAAGUAGAUGUUUAGAUACAGAUUACAAAAUCUGUUAAAGCAAAACAUUUUGGAAGAGUGAAGAUAAUUGUAAAUGCCAAAUAUUGUGGCAGGUUUAUGCUCUGAACCACACAAAAAAAUUGAGGAAGCAUUUUUUUAAACAGUCAGUUUAGAUUGUUUUUAGAAUUAUUGCUUUUUGUUCUAAUUUUCCACAACCAUUAAUCUCACUUGUACAUGGCACAACCCAGCACUCAUGCCCACGUGCCAUAUUAGAUGUUCAUUUUCCGAGCUCAAUAUGGUAUAUAUAAAUAUAUAUAUAAAUAUAUAUAUAUAUAAUGUCUGUGCAAGUAAGAAAAAAAAGCAUAUUCUUUGUGCCUUGUAUUUUGGGGAAACUAUAAAACUGGUAAUAUUUUGUAUGAUGAAAACCCUAAUGAGGAAAAACAAGAUAUAUAGAUGGAAAAAUUAUGGGGUUUAAAUGUUUUUUUGUUCCAACUCUUUUUCAAAUUUUUUGAAUGUAUAUAGGACUAUGUUGAAAUGUAGAUAUAUGCCACAGAGUCUGUGUAUUGUAUAAAAAACAAAACAAAAAAACAAACAAAAAAAAGAUGGCUCUAGAAAACUCAUAUUUCGGUACUUGACCGGAAGAAGACAAAUACUUGCACAUUAUUGCGAUUGUUUUAUUUUUUGUACCAAAGACAAAUGCAACUGAUAUGGCAUACUGCCAGUCUAAGUAAAGUUUUGCACAGCUUACAUGAUACUGUAUGAAUGUAUGAAAAAAAAGGAGAAAAAAAACUGAAAAGGUCAGGGUUAGGGAUCUUACUGAACUGUGAAUUUUAUUUCUGUUUGGGUCCAAUUAUCUACAGAAGGAGCAUCCACACAUACAGAUAUUAUUUUGCUGUUCCUCUAGUUCGCUUCCAUAGUAGAUAAGUUGGUGGCCAUUUAGGUGUCUAUAAUAGUCUUUUUAUUUCUGCACUUAUUGUAGGAAAUUUUAAUAUAUUUCAUUUUAGUAAGCUAUUGGUAAAAUAGUUUUUGACCUUGAAAAUUAAAGUUUAUUUAGCUUAUUGUAGUAUACUUCCACCAAACAACCAAAAUACAGAUUAUUUUUAUUGUAUUAUGUAUAUAUAUGUAAAGACAGAAAAAAGCUAAAAAUAUCUAAUUCUUUAGUUGCCACUUUUCCAAUUGAUGUAUUAUUGUGCAUGUAAUAUUUUCAAAGAUCAACACAAGCUUAAAACAAAAACAAAAAGAUUUAUAGAUUUUUAUAUUUUUGUACAGGUAUUUUCAAACUAGCUUCUUCAAACUUAACAUGUGACUUAUUCUUCUUCUAUAGUUUCUAGAACUGAGAAAUAUUAACACAUUUAGUUUUUAGGUGCUCUUUUUUGUUCACAUAAAACAGCUUCAUUAGUCAGUGUUUUAACUAUGUUAAAGCUUUACCUCUUGAUGAGAAAUUUCUUAUGUCAAGGCAACGUUAUAAACCUUCCCUACAGAUCUUUCCGUCCUGUCUCUCUUACUGUUUUAUUUUCAUAUCUUGUGUUUUGAACAAUGAAAACUGAUAGCUUAAAAGUUAUACCUUAAAAAAAAUCCUAUUUAGCCAGAAAAAAAUACCAAAAAUUUCCGACCUAGCUGCUGGGAAAGUAUCUAUUUCUCUAACUAUUUCUCCAUUACCCCUUGGAGAAUUUAUUUUUAAUUAUAUUUUGUCUAUACAGUGUGUUUCCUUUCCUGUUAUUUUCUCCCUCCCCACCACACUUUCCCAUUUGUAAGUGAUAGCACAUGAAGCUAUAGCUUAUAAAGGUUUGUUUGAUUCUAAAACACACAGUAACAAGUGAGCAAUGUUGCUUUCAUGCUUCUUUGACAUUAUGAAAAAGAAACUCCAAGAAGGAUUGUCUUAACACCUUAGCUGAACUGUGAUGCACAAGAUUACCCUGUGUGCUUGGUGGAAAUGUACCUGGUUAGUGCAUUCACACUAAA